Molecule: messenger RNA, 2718 nt
Organism: Acromyrmex echinatior (Panamanian leafcutter ant)
Lineage: Eukaryota; Metazoa; Arthropoda; Insecta; Hymenoptera; Formicidae
Product: protein maelstrom 2
Biological process (GO): negative regulation of DNA-templated transcription; regulation of miRNA-mediated gene silencing; piRNA processing
Cellular component (GO): P granule; nucleus
Molecular function (GO): sequence-specific DNA binding
Source: RefSeq, a predicted model, not a curated record
AAUCAUAUGUGAGUUACAAUCUUUCAAUAAUAAAAUCUUUUAUGGAAGAUGGAUUUUGUCAACGUAUGAAUUUAUCGCUGAUAAAAGAAUAUUUCUCAUAUAUAUAUAUAUGCAAUGCACUUAACUUUUGUUCGUGUAGCACGCGCAUUUCGAACACAAUACACAUAAUAUAUUAUCACAAUCCGAUUGGUUGUAUCACCUCCAUCACUGCUUACAAUUGGUUACAGUUAUCGAGGAAAGUCUAUUGGCUCUAAAAGUGUCAUUCCAUCUUCAUCAAUCUUCAUCAUUUUUCAGACGUAAACCAAGAAUAAAAUGGCAAAUUAGGAUUAAUAGGCUUAGUAGUUUAUUUUUUUGUUAUAUUGAGUGCCACUGAGCCAGUAUCGAAUAUUAAUAUUAUGUUCAUUCUUUUUUUUUCGAGGCAUUCAAGGUUGUGUAAUUAUCUUCUUAUUUUAAAUAAAUUACAUGAAUUAUAACAAAGGAUCUCUUUUGUGGCUAAACUAGUGUACACUUUUGAAAUUUAAAAGUGAGAUAUACGUCUGGUCGAAAGAAUAUAAGGUGAAAUACUCCCGUGGAUGCGCAGUGGGAGAGUGAAUUUGGGUCACAUUUGAUUGGCUGUUCCUGCUUAACCAGCGCUAUUAUACGCAGGAAAGUACAUAUUAGGGAACAUUUGAUUGAUUAUUUCCAGUAUUGCUAUCACCAUUAUGCGCAAUGUUUUUUAUAUUAUAUUCUUUCCACUAUAGAUAUACGUAUAACAUUUGGCGAAAACAAGAAAGAAAGUUCUAGAACUAUCUAGUGCAGAAAUGAAAAACAGUUAUAAUUCUAGUCGAGAAUAGAUUUGCUCGAUUUGCUAUUUGCUAAUUUCGAGCCUUUCUUGAAGAGGUUAAAGGCAUAAUAAAUCCAUUGCCCAGUGGAGUAACAUACCAAAAUUGUCCACAUUCACUUACAUUCAGAGCGUUCUCGACAGUAGGAAGCUUUAUUCUCGCCGGUCAAAUGCCGAAGAAUAGAAGUAGAAAUGCAUUUUUUUUCUUUAUGGCCGAUUGGAAGAAACGCGAGGAAGCGCAAGGCCGAGCGUUUCCUAAUGGAUUCAAAGACGUUCAACAGGAUCCGGAGUGUAACGCGGAAUGGCAGAGUUUAACUAAGCAAGAAAAAGGUCGUUUUGAAGCAAUGGCCAAAAAUGAUAAAAUUGCAUCCCAAAUAUCAGAUAAAGACAAGAAAACAUCAUUUGGAGAAUCACUAAUUAUGCUUCAACAAAAAGAAAAGGAAGAACAUAUGUUUAUAAAAAAUAUGCAGGAAAACAUAAAAGUAAUAAUCGACUCAGCUGUAAAUCUUAAUUUUUUGGCGGAACUGAAAUUUUGUUUUGUACAUGUUAAUUGGUAAUUUUGAGUUUUUUCAUUGAAAAACGGUAUAGAAGAUGUACAUCAUACUAUUGUCAGUGCUAAGAUUCCAUUAGGAUAUAGACGGGAAGCACUGGAGAUAAGUCAGAACAGUCAUAAAAUACCUGUAGAAUAUGAAGGCGGAGAGAUUGACUUUGCUGUUAUGUAUGACAAACUAGCAAAUUUCUUAGAAUCUAGGAAAAUUGUGGAUCAAUAUCCUUAUCUUUAUACAAAGAAGGCUUUCACACAAGUAGCACAAUCCUUGAUAGCAAGACUGUGUAAUGCAGCACAACAAGAUAAAGAGCAAUUUAAAAUUUAUGAAUUGGAGUCAUUGUUCAUACAUUUAGCAAAUGAAUUAUUCAAGAAAAGAGAAGAUCGAGAUAUGGAUUUAAUUCCUGUUUAUGCUCAUAAAAUGUUUGAAAAUUAUACGUACCGAUUUGAUAAAGGAUUUGAAUGUCAUUUUCAUAAAUAUGUUGAUGGAGGACCUGAAUACUGUAGUAAAUCUGUACUGCAACAAUGGGCAUGGACAUUAUGCGAUGAGUUUUGUGCACCACUUAAUAUCGAGAUGCAACCAGGAAUACAUCAGCCUGAUAGGUUUGACAGAAAUCCUAAUUUCAACGAGCGAAACUUGAUGUCGAUGAUGAACAACUUGCAAAUCAGGAAUGUUCCUCAAGCUACAUCUGAGAGCGAUAGAGUUUUAUCUAUGACAGGCGUAAGUGAGCAAUAUAGAUGGAACCGUUCGAGUAGAACAUAUCAAGAAGAAAUGCGUCGUCGAAAUGAAUCAAAACCAGUAGAAGUUAUUGAUUGUAGCAAAUCUCAAGAAGGUACUAGUACAUCUAAUGAUAAAUCUUCUAUUACCAAGUCUACUGACCAAUCUAAGAUGUCUAUUGAAGAAAGGACUGAAUACUUAAAUGAAAAACCAUUGCGACCUCCAAAUAUUGAUCCACGUAUGUAUAUUACUUCCGUCGAAGAUUUAAUUCCAACGGAUGAUGAGAACUUUCCUCCUAUUGGAGGAAGAGGCGUGUCGAAUAGAUCUCGUACUUUCCAAUCAAGAAAGGCGCCUCUAGGCAAAGGACAAGGACACACAUAAACAUAUUUUUGGAUGAUUAAAGGAAGCGUAUUGAUAAACCGUAAGAAAUUGACUAAUCAUAGUCGAUCAUUUUCCUUACGUAUGAUUGAUUAAUUUCUUACGGUUUGCAGCUUAUUCCGCAUAUUGUAGACGAAAUAUAACAGAUCUGACAUGUCAUUUGAUGAACUUCAACAACGAUAUUUGAUGAGCUUUACAUACACAUAAAUAUAUAACAGUCAUUUAGUUUAUAAUAGUCAUAUAUAAUAAGCAUUAGUU